Puccinia graminis f. sp. tritici CRL 75-36-700-3 is the source of this 1507-nucleotide messenger RNA. RefSeq lists its product as uncharacterized. The transcript has 7 exons. Lineage: Eukaryota; Fungi; Basidiomycota; Pucciniomycetes; Pucciniales; Pucciniaceae. The coding region runs from base 19 to 1332 and encodes 437 amino acids. The record is from RefSeq and is a predicted model, not a curated record.
CUUCACCACAACGACGAAAUGUCACUGGAGGACUUUGAUGAUUUUAGUCCUGAGCGCCAAUUGCUUCACUCUGAAAGACCGGAAGAUGAUUUCUGUGCGAUCCUAAGCAGUACGAAGCGAAAGGUCGGCCCGGAAGUGAUGAGUGAACAACAACGCGAUCGUUUGAAACCGAGUUGCUCAACUGAGCAGACAGAAGAAGAUGCAGUAGACGGCCUACUGGCGGAUCUCCAACGUUCACACACUCCAACCCGAGUACCUUCUUCACAAGCAUCGAGCGACGAAAGCUCACUUGAACCACUGUCGGAAGCCUUUGAAGUACCUACGCCAUUAUCCCCCCCUCUGCCCCGUAGGGAGCUUCCAAGCCAGCGAGAUUCAAGGAGACACAGUCAUACGUUUUCCAAGCCAGUUUUAGAGAGUGAAUUGUUCCAGCGUUUGAGGCCAAAUUCUCAGAUGGUCACCCCACAUCAUUCGGAUCGCUCCCAUAAACGGGCCAAGUCAGAAACACCUUCCACUGUCAAUAGUCCCACAGAAGAGCGCAAACAUUGGACCACUGAAGAUGAUGGGUUUCCCGGACACUUCUCUCACUUUCAUCUCGAGGGUCCCUGUCGACCUCACCUGCCAGUUUCAGUCCCUCCUUCUCCAAUGCGGGCACCAAUCAACCUCAGUUCCCCACUGAUUGCCGAUGUUAAUGUGGCCAAAAGCAGGGUAUUGGUAACAAAGACGCAUUGUUUUUAUCCCGAGAAAUCGAGUUUGAUACCAUUUUCAAGCUGUUUAUUAGGUUUCCAGCUGGUUUUCCAUUCGUCAGACCCGAAAGCAAGGAUCAAGCAUUCCCAAAUCAAGUUAACAAUCCUUUCAUCAGAGGGAAGUCCCUCCGGCGACACUCCUGUCAUCAAAGCGAUUUAUCCAUCUCAAGGAACGAUUCACAAAACUGGGGAUAAGACGUUGGUUCGUCGGACGGAUGAAAACUCGAUAGGGGUCAAAUUAGGCGUAGACCCGUACGGGGCUAUGAUCCUCAGCCAUACCCAAUCUCGCACACAAGAGCGCUAUACCGCCCCAUAUCUGCUAGGUUCCGGGAUUGAAACCAACAAGCUUUUGAUCACCAUGAAUGAAGAUAGUUCCCUCCAUGCAGGAGUACCACCCUCCCUAGCUUUUGCUAUCUUGCUGUAUCUGCCGAGCGAUUCUACCAAGGCAUUCCAAGCCGAUUUGACGAUCGAAACUAGCGUGAGGAAUGAGAUCGGAGCCUCGAUUCGCAAGAUGUGGGCCAGUCCCAAAGUGUGGAGAUUGAACUAUGACGGCAAAACCGAGUUGGGCUGUUUGAAGAUGCACUUAUAACUUUUAAUCCAAAGACUCACAACAAAAAUCCAACACGGUACAAAAUUGUUGUUUCUUUUUUACAAUUCCGUCGGUGUUUCUCAUCACUACAACCAAAAAACCUGAUCAGCACAUUUGACCUCAAACAAUUGAAAAAUAUUAAAAAAUAUUCAGUAGGGGUUUUUUUUUGUUGUGC